Molecule: messenger RNA, 1032 nt
Organism: Botrytis deweyae
Lineage: Eukaryota; Fungi; Ascomycota; Leotiomycetes; Helotiales; Sclerotiniaceae
Exons: 2
Coding region: 1-1032 (343 amino acids)
Biological process (GO): rRNA base methylation
Cellular component (GO): cytoplasm
Molecular function (GO): rRNA (uridine-N3-)-methyltransferase activity
Source: RefSeq, a predicted model, not a curated record
AUGGGCAAAAAUAAACGUCUCAAGUCCUCCUCCAAAAAAAUCAAGGGAGGCCGCGGACCCGGAAAACCCAAACCAGCCGGAAUAUCGAAACCCAGCUCCAAGACCCCCAAACCCUCUGGCAUGCCCGCGAAAAAACACAAACAAACACACCAGACUAUUCCUAUAAUCCCCUUUUCCUCUCGCGAUUCCAUCCUGCUGAUAGGCGACGGCGAUCUCUCAUUUGCGCGUUCCUUAAUCACCCAUCACGAAGUAAAAAAGUUAACUGCUACGGUUUUCGAAUCUUCACUCCAGAUACUGCAGGAGAAAUAUCCGCAUGUGGGAGACAAUAUAAAGGAGAUUGAAGAGGGAGGAGGAAUUGUAAAAUAUGGGGUUGAUGCGACGAAGAUGCGAGCGUGGACGAAUGCGAAAGGAGGGAGGGGAGAUGGGGUGAUGGAUCGGAUUAUUUUUAAUUUUCCGCAUGUGGGUGGGAAGAGUACGGAUGUGAAUCGGCAGGUUAGGUAUAAUCAAGAACUUCUCACAUCCUUUCUCGCGCGCGCAAUCCCCUCUCUCUCCCCUACAAAAGGCUCUUCAAUAAUCAUCACACUCUUCGAAGGCGAACCGUACACGUUGUGGAAUAUACGCGAUCUAGGUCGACAUGCUGGAUUGGAAGUGGAGCGGAGUUUUAAGUUUCAGGCGGGAGCGUAUCCGGGGUAUAAACAUGCGCGGACAAUGGGGGUUGUGAAGGGAGGAGGGGGAUGGAAGGGAGAGGAGAGGAGUAGCAGAAGUUUUGUGUUUGUGAGAAAGGGGGAGGGGGUGAAACAGGGAGUUGGGAAGAAGAAGAAGGAUGAGAGUAGUGAUGAUGAGAGUGAGGUGGAAGGCGAAGAUGAGGAUAUGAAUGAAGAUUUUGAAGCGGAUGAUGCGGAGUUUGAGAAGGGGAUUGAAAGAGAUGACGAUAGUGGAUCGGAUGAUGAAGAUAACGAGGAAGAUAUCAUAAAUGGUGUUAGCGGGGACGAAGAUGAACCUCUAAACCAAGAUUGGACCGAGACAAGAUGA